AUGGAUAGCGACUCUGAAAUACAAACCCCAGUGGCGUUACCAGCCCUUGUGGCGUUACGAGCCCCAGUGGCGUUACCAGCCCCUGUGGCGUUACCAGCCCUAGUGGCGUUACCAGCCCCUGUGGCGUUACCAGCCCUAGUGGCGUUACCAGCCCCUGUGGCGUUACCAGCCCCAGUGGCGUUACCAGCCCCAGUGGCGUUACCAGCCCCUGUGGCGUUACCAGCCCUAGUGGCGUUACCAGCCCCUGUGGCGUUACCAGCCCCAGUGGCGUUACAAGCCCUUGUGGCGUUACGAGCCCCAGUGGCGUUACCAGCCCCUGUGGCGUUACCAGCCCUAGUGGCGUUACCAGCCCCUGUGGCGUUACCAGCCCCUGUGGCGUUACCAGCCCCAGUGGCGUUACCAGCCCCUGUGGCGUUACCAGCCCUAGUGGCGUUACCUCGUAAUGUAAACAAAAUGGCAGAAGAAAUUAUAAUUGUUGGUUGUGAAUAG
Messenger RNA from Plutella xylostella (diamondback moth), 489 nucleotides. Lineage: Eukaryota; Metazoa; Arthropoda; Insecta; Lepidoptera; Plutellidae. The record is from RefSeq and is a predicted model, not a curated record.